AUGGCGCCUAAACGAGUUCUGAUUACAUACGGCGUGGACGUCGAUGCUGUCGCGGGCUGGCUAGGCUCAUAUGGUGGCGAAGAUUCCACAAAUGAUAUUAGCAGAGGAUAUUGGGCAGGGACGAUUGGAACUCAGCGUCUGCUGAAACUGUUCAAGAAAUACGAUAUCAAGACAACAUGGUUCAUUCCCGGUCACUCCCUUGAGACAUUCCCAGAGGACAUGGCCGCCGUCCGCGAUGCGGGUCAUGAGAUUGGCCUGCACGGAUAUUCCCACGAGAACCCAACGGAUAUGUCUCUAGAGCAGCAGCGCGACGUGCUCGACAAGACAUACCGACUGUUGACUGAGUUUGCUGGAAAGCCUCCUCGAGGUAGCGUGGCGCCAUGGUGGGAAACCAGCAAAGAAGGCGCCCAACUCCUCCUUGACUACGGAAUUGAGUACGACCAUAGUAUGAGCCACGAGGAUUGUCAAGCUUACUAUCUCCGAACGGGCGACACCUGGACUAAUAUCGACUACAAGAAGAAGGCGGAGGAGUGGAUGAAGCCUCUUGAGCAUGGACCUCAAACGGGACUUGUCGAGAUCCCGUCAAACUGGUACAUUGAUGAUCUACCGCCGAUGAUGUUCAUCAAGAGCGCACCGAACAGCCAUGGCUUCGUUAACCCACGGGAUGUUGAGGAUAUCUGGCGCGACCAUUUUGACUAUUUCUACCGCGAGUACGAUGAGUUUAUCUUCCCGAUUACUAUUCACCCGGAUGUUUCCGGGAGGCCUCAUGUGCUGCUCAUGCAUGAAAGGCUCAUUGAACACUUCAAAAAACACGAAGGUGUCGAGUUCGUGACAAUGGAGCAGGUCUGCGAUGACUUCAAGAGUAAGAAUGCUCCUCCACCUGGGGCUAUGAUGCCUGCGAAGGCUGGUGCUAUGUUGAAGAAUGGAGUGAACAUGUGA
Molecule: messenger RNA, 939 nt
Organism: Penicillium bovifimosum
Lineage: Eukaryota; Fungi; Ascomycota; Eurotiomycetes; Eurotiales; Aspergillaceae
Product: polysaccharide deacetylase family protein
Exons: 4
Coding region: 1-939 (312 amino acids)
Biological process (GO): carbohydrate metabolic process
Molecular function (GO): hydrolase activity, acting on carbon-nitrogen (but not peptide) bonds
Source: RefSeq, a predicted model, not a curated record